Molecule: messenger RNA, 903 nt
Organism: Saccostrea echinata
Lineage: Eukaryota; Metazoa; Mollusca; Bivalvia; Ostreida; Ostreidae
Product: NADH dehydrogenase [ubiquinone] iron-sulfur protein 3, mitochondrial-like
Exons: 6
Coding region: 31-834 (267 amino acids)
Molecular function (GO): NADH dehydrogenase (ubiquinone) activity
Source: RefSeq, a predicted model, not a curated record
CUUAGCAAGUAUCUGACAUUGAACAGAAAAAUGGCUCUUCGAUUGAGCCGAUUUAUUCGUCCAAUUUCACAUGUCGCAAAGAGUGUGGUACUAAACCAAGCUAAGCCAGUGCCUGCUAUAGCCACACAGUGUUGGAGAUUUGAAUCAACAAGCACUGAGAAAAAACCCACUGUGAGAGCCCCUGUAUCUCCAGAGCGUAAGAAGCAGCUGGAGGAUUUUGGUCAGUAUGUGGGCCAGUGUUUAUCUAAGUACGUACAGACAGUCCGUCUGAUGUCAGGGGAUGAGCUGGAGAUUCUGAUACACCCUGAUGGGAUUGUUCCCACAUUAACUUUCCUAAAGGAUCACCACAACUCGCAGUUCACUAACAUUGUAGAUAUAGCCUGUGUCGAUGUACCAACUAGGGCAAAUAGGUUUGAGAUAGUAUACAACUUGCUGUCAAUAAAAUAUAAUUCACGUAUUCGAGUCCUCACUUACACUGAUGAGCUGACAGGAAUAGACAGUGCCUGCAGUGUUUUCAAAGGAGCAAACUGGUACGAGAGAGAGAUCUGGGAUAUGUUUGGAGUUUAUUUCCACAAUCACCCAGACUUGCGGAGAAUCCUGACUGAUUACGGGUUUGAGGGUCAUCCAUUCAGGAGGGAUUUCCCUCUCACUGGCUACACUGAGCUCCGUUAUGAUGAUGAGGUUCAACGUGUGGUGAUAGAACCUGUAGAAAUGGCCCAGGAGUUCCGCAAAUUCGAGUACAGUACACCUUGGGAGAGUUUUCCAAAUUUUCGCCCAAAGGAGGAAGAAUCAGAAACCCCUGUCCCUCAGGUUGAGUCAGGGGAGAAAAAAUGAUUGGACAAUUCAAUUAAAUUUGAAAUUAUUAUAUUAAUCAAUUUGUGUUAAUAAAAAUGUUACAAGAAA